Messenger RNA from Sipha flava (yellow sugarcane aphid), 1188 nucleotides. Its product is annotated as cuticle protein 16.5-like. Gene Ontology annotation, cellular component: chitin-based extracellular matrix. The record is from RefSeq and is a predicted model, not a curated record. Bases 151 to 1089 code for a protein of 312 amino acids. NCBI's taxonomy places the organism in Eukaryota, Metazoa, Arthropoda, Insecta, Hemiptera, Aphididae. The transcript is spliced from 2 exons. Gene Ontology annotation, molecular function: structural constituent of chitin-based larval cuticle.
CGAACCAUCAUCAUAGCAUUGUCGAUUGGCAAUCAGUACUAGUCCAUUGCUACUGUGAUAAAACGAUUUAGUGCCGUUUUGUAUUCAGUCUUAUUGGUUUCAUAAACUAGAAGACUUCGAAGUCAACAGCAACCAACUAAAUCCAGAAAUAUGAACUCCAGCCUAUUGUUAUUCGCAGCAGCAGCCGUUGUGGCCGUUAGUGGAAGCGCUGUAUACCCGACUCUACACCAUGCACCGGUCACCACACAAUACCACUCCCAAGACGAACACGGACAGUAUGCUUACGGAUACUCUGGCGGUCCAUCGGCAAAGCACGAACAGCGCACCGCAGACGGAGUGACCCGAGGUGGAUACUCGUACGUGGACGCCAACGGUCUCGUUCAAUCGCUGUCCUACGUUUCCGACCCGGCCAACGGUUUCCGCGUGGCUGGCACCAACCUACCCGUUGACACCAACACGGCAUCUCACGCCGUACCGGUCGUCCACCACGCGGCACCGGCUCCGGUUCUCGCGGCCGCCGAACCAGCCAUCGUCGAUGCCCGUCACCUGACCGUCCACUCGUACGCCGCACCCGCCCCGGUCUACUCGUACGCCGCCGCACCAGCACCGGCCCAUACCGUCUCCGUUAAGCACACCGAAUACGCUGCCCCACCAGCACCAGUGCUCCAUCACUUGGCCGCCCCGUACGCCUUGACCGCCCACGCCGCUCCCGUACCGGUGGCCAGCUCCUACACCAGCGUGGUCCGACACGACUCGGCACCGAUCGUCAGCCACUACGCCCCGGCCCCGGCCCCGGUCGUCCUUUCCGCGCCUGUUGAAGUGCCGCAUGUGUACUCGACCGCCCCAGUCGCCCACGUGGCCGUCGCCCCAGUCAAGAGCCAGUACCACUCGCAAGACGAACAUGGCCAGUACACGUACGGCUACACCGACGGAUCGUCCGCCAAAUCCGAGACCCGUUACGCUGACGGCGAAACCAAAGGAAGCUACUCGUACGUCGACGACCACGGUGCCGUACAAGCUGUCCACUACUCCGCCGGCGCCGAAGGUUUCAAAGCCGCUGGUACCACCAUUCCCGUUCACCACGUCUGAUCGUAUAACAAUCACAUUAUUUGCUGUUGUACUUAAACACGUCUCUUCCUUUCUUCACUAUACAUAAAUACAAACCAUUUUUUUUUUUAUAUAUCGAAA